CGCGCCCACUUGUUUAGACAAGCAUCAACGACGACGACGACAACGACUGCACUUGACACUUUUACUCUUGCGGCGCGACGAACGACUGCACGCAAGACGCGACGAGUGCACGACGACGAAGACGAUGGCGACAGCAACAACAGGUUCACCAUGGUGGCGCAAGCUCCUCUGCAUGUCGGACGAUGCGGCGCCGCCGACAGGCAGCAGCACAAAGCAGCUGUACUCGCGCACGCAGGCCUCGCGCAAGAACCUAGGCCACAUCGACGAGGCGAGUUCGACGACCCCCCUCCGGUCGCCCGUCACGACCAAGCCGCCGGGCCAGCGCACCGUGUCCUUCUCGCAGCCGCCCCCGCCGAGGAUAGACACGACGACGGACGACAGCGCGGCGCUGCUGAUGGGCUUCUCGACCGAGGAGCCCGAGGGCGGGUGGGCCGCCGCGCGCGGCUGGACGCCGACGAGCCCCAAGACGCCGACAGUGAAGGGCAAGACCGAGGCGCAGCUGCUUGCCGAGGAGGCCAAGGCGCGCGCCGCGGAGGCUAGGGCCGAGCGGGAGAAGGCGGCCGAGGCGGAGGCGGAGGCGGCGAAGGCCGCCGACGGGGAGGGGGCUACGGAGGGCGAGAAGGAAACGGAGCACGACGACGACGACGACAAGGAGACGACACCAGUAGCAGCGGCCACAACAACCGACCCCGGCGAGACGAGCAAGCCCGCACACUACGCCGCGGCAGACCACCACGAGGAGCACGACGCCGAGUCUGACCCCGAGCUGGACGAAACGCCCCACGCACCCGACGUGAGCAUCACGGCGCCGACGCACGAGGCGGACGCGCCCGCGUCAGCGGACCACAGCUUCCGUAUCGACUUUACGGCGUCCCCUGCGCUGCAGCACGACGAGCGGCUGAGCGACGCGGGCGCGGACGCGGCCGAGGUGUUGGCCGUGGUCGAGGGGGCGGGGGUGGCGCUUGGCGCGCACCCUGGCGCGGGGGGAGCAGCGGUGUAAGCAAGCAAGCAGGCAGGUAGUAGUAGUGUAUGUGUCGUCGCCGGAGACCCCGUGUACAUUAGCGUACGUAGUACACGCGCAUAUGCACGCGUUAAUGUG
Molecule: messenger RNA, 1099 nt
Organism: Vanrija pseudolonga
Lineage: Eukaryota; Fungi; Basidiomycota; Tremellomycetes; Trichosporonales; Trichosporonaceae
Exons: 2
Coding region: 125-1000 (291 amino acids)
Source: RefSeq, a predicted model, not a curated record